UCGCAAUCCCUUGCCCACAUAAAUCACCGAUAGAAAAUCCACUUUUGCACUACUCGAGGCGGUUUGUAAUAUCUCCAAUCAUCGCGACAUCGUCUUAGGAGUAUCAGUCUCCGACGUAAUCGUGCAUCUCUCUAGAUCUCUGCCCUGAUUUUGCUUCUAAAAACAGACGUCUUGUAAGAUGGCUGAUAAUGAGGACGGUGAGGGAAAUGUCGCUCGUGGAAAUGAAUGGGAAGUUGUGUCACUUACAGCAUCAGCAUAUGCUGCUGCACCUGGUCCGGGAGAAGCUGAAGUGAGGGAUGAUGACCAGCGUGCUGUUUAUGAAGAGUCUGAUGUGGAAGCUUCUUCUGCUUUGUUUUUGUCUGGUCACUUUGUGUUUCCUCCCAGCCAGCAUGAAAAUUUGCCAGUGGAUCCUGAGAUUCAGGAUGAACAAGUAAAGGAGGAUGAGGCCUCUAAAUUGGGUGAGGAAGAAGGGGGUGUAUCUAGCACAAAGGAUGAUGAAAUCUGGAAUUUGAAAGGGCUUAAUAUGUCUGAUGAAUAUCCAGGGAUAAAAAUUUUUGAUGAGAAGGGUAAAAGUCUCUCUGUUCAUGGUACAGAAUUUGAAGAAGGCCCCAUGUUACCAAGUCUGAUCAAUAAGGAACAGAGUUUAUACAGUUCAGCUACUUUUAGUUCUUUGCGCAGCGAAUCGGCACUUGGUGGGUCACCUGCAUAUGGUGAGACACUGGAUGUUCCUGAGGUAACUGAUCCUUCUGAGCAAGACCCGGAUUUUUCUAUGGACAUCUCACAGCCUCCAAAGCCUGCAAAAGAAGAAAAAUAUAAUGGCUCAGAACUUCCUUGUAACGCUUGGUGGAAGAGAAGGGCAGCUUCCUUGUUUUCUCAUGCAAAAGAGGCAAAUACAUUUUGGUCUGUUUUCAUUGCAGCAGCUGUGAUGGGCCUCGUGAUUAUUGGGCAGCAAUGGAAGCAAGAAAGGUGGCAAGCAUUGCAAGUUAAGUGGCAGCUUGCUAUCACUGAUAAGGCAGGAUGAUGGGUCUGAUUUCUCGGCUUAAAAAUGUGAUCGUGGGCGGCCAUUGUCAUGGACUGCUCUUCAAAUGAUAACUGAGAUGAGAUGACGACGAAAGAUUGCGAGAGAGAAUUUAGGAUGAUAUGCUAGUUUGAUGUGUGGUUCACUUAUUUGCCAUGAUGGAAGUACAUAGCUAUAUGCUUGAAGUUUGACAUUACUGUAAAUAUGUUGUUUUGGUGGUUUAUUUGAUCGCCAGCAUGGCGGUAAUGCUCUCCUUACCUUGGCAGUCUGUAUGGCUAAAUAACUGAGGUGACUUUACUAUUUAGGAUUACUGGAAAAAAAUAAAAUGAGAGGAGACAUUGUCAACGAA
This is a messenger RNA of Tripterygium wilfordii, 1367 nucleotides long. RefSeq names its product ATG8-interacting protein 1-like. NCBI's taxonomy places the organism in Eukaryota, Viridiplantae, Streptophyta, Magnoliopsida, Celastrales, Celastraceae. Gene Ontology annotation, cellular component: intracellular membrane-bounded organelle. The record is from RefSeq and is a predicted model, not a curated record. The transcript has 3 exons. The coding region runs from base 179 to 1021 and encodes 280 amino acids.